Molecule: messenger RNA, 222 nt
Organism: Penicillium lagena
Lineage: Eukaryota; Fungi; Ascomycota; Eurotiomycetes; Eurotiales; Aspergillaceae
Product: alpha/beta-hydrolase
Exons: 1
Coding region: 1-222 (73 amino acids)
Source: RefSeq, a predicted model, not a curated record
AUGGUGCCGGUAUGGCACCCAGGGAGGUUACUUUCGUUUCUUACAAUCAUAACAGCGGUCCUUCGGCUUUCUGGCAACCCUCGAACUGGCAUGUAUCCGAUCUCAGAUCACAGCAUUUCCGGUGCCUGGAGUCCUCUGGAUCAAGUCGUCGUCGUCAACGGGAUUUACGAGAACAUCGCCGCCUUCAGCGGGAAUCCAGAUCACACCACCGCUGGGGGUUAG